AUGGGUCUAUUGCAAGUGCCAGAUGCGAACUGGAACAAAAUAUGCGUGGAAUACUCUUGGAAACUUCUAGCCAUGUUCCUUGCCGGACAUCCUAACCACCAGCUGGUCUUCAUGUGUCUGUGGCAGAUCGAACCGACCUAUCUGACUGAUGCCUUCUGCGACUUCUAUGAGGAAAAUCCUCUCAAUAUCUUGAGGAUCCUGGACGUAGCUCAGGACCUCAAGAUUCUGGAGAGCUUGCUCGAUGUUCGGCUCUUUACAUUUGCCCUGGAUGUCGCUUCGCUGGCAUCACACCGAGAGUACCUGAACCUCGACAAGUGGUUGGCUGAUAACUUUCUACGCGCUAUGGUUGCAUUUUUGGAAGUCAAAAUAGAGAGCGAGAAGGUGGCAAGAAUGUCAGACCCCACCAUCAACAGUCGUACGCUGUCCCUAAAUCCCAACACUAUCGCCAUAUUCCUACGGGGACUUAGUCAGACUAUUGGAAUAAUUCGGGACUUAGUCAGACUAACUCGAGACUUUGUCCCCGAGUUAGUCUGA
Molecule: messenger RNA, 534 nt
Organism: Suillus fuscotomentosus
Lineage: Eukaryota; Fungi; Basidiomycota; Agaricomycetes; Boletales; Suillaceae
Exons: 4
Coding region: 1-534 (177 amino acids)
Biological process (GO): nuclear-transcribed mRNA catabolic process, deadenylation-dependent decay
Cellular component (GO): CCR4-NOT core complex; P-body
Molecular function (GO): molecular adaptor activity
Source: RefSeq, a predicted model, not a curated record